Mya arenaria is the source of this 4445-nucleotide messenger RNA. RefSeq names its product caldesmon-like. The transcript has 23 exons. The coding region runs from base 252 to 3305 and encodes 1017 amino acids. NCBI's taxonomy places the organism in Eukaryota, Metazoa, Mollusca, Bivalvia, Myida, Myidae. The record is from RefSeq and is a predicted model, not a curated record.
UACUUGAUCUAAUAAUACGGUUCGUGUAAUGCACCAUUGGAAUACAUAGAACAUGUAUGGAGUAAGCACAACAGUAACUCAGCACGUGCUUUCAGUCAAGCGUUUGGAUGAGUGACAUAUCCCGGGAAAUAUGGAUGAUUCUGUGACAGUUUCUGUUUGGCCUAAAGACUAGUGCAGGAAAUUGAAAUACAGAUUUUUUAAAGUUUUCACUUUGUUUUGAGAUGUGUUAAGUUUAUGGAUCAGUGUUUAUAAUGUCACGUUAUCUUUCACCGCCAGCUGGUCCAACAUUUUGUGAAGUGACAUACGAUUCGGACUGGUUCGAAGACGACAGACGUCUUACACCAUACAGAUACUCUCUGUUGAGAAAUGACACCGACUCAAAUUCUGAUUCUGUGUCACUUACUUUGCCAUCACACACAUAUUAUGAAUACUUAAAGUCACUUUAUGAUUGCCGAACCACCCCAUCAAGAGCUCAUACAAGUCACCAUUGUCCGCCAGGCAGCGAGCAGGGACGGGCUCCAACCUGGCACGCCUUCAACAAGGAUGCAGGCUCUGAGGUCAGCAGGCACGGCGUCAAGUCAGAACCCACUCGCCCAAGACCUGCAUACCCCUUCCCUAGUUUACACCUAAUUCAGGGAGGAGAUAGCGGCGAUGAGCUAGAGGAGGAAUCGUCGGUCGCUGACAGAGGGCGGGAAAAACUGGUGUGGGUCGAUGCUCUGAACAAGUGGGUCCCAGAGAAACAGCUACAUGCGCGGCCCUACAUGAGCUUUAUAGGCAAUGCCCCCGUCAUUGACAAACAGUCCGUCUGGAGGUCACACCGAGAGCAGCUUGGUGGCGAACGGGAUGAUUCUUGCAAUACUGGGCGGGGGGUGCCCUGUGAGAGGUUUGAGUACCACAUGGGCGGGGGGAGUUUCUCUCACAGGGCGACCACUGCACCAGGGGACACGACCAGGAACAAUGAGAAGCGUGAGGCAAUACGUAGGCGAGCCCAGGAGAUAGCGGAGCAGCGUCGUCAGCAACGCAAGGCGUACUCCACCCCGCUGUACACAUCUCCCCAUGAGAGAAAGCAGGCACACAAGGCAAGGGUCCAGAGUAGUCGCCUGCCCCAGUCCACGCCCGUAUCACCCACUAACCAACAGCACAAGGAGCGACCUCCCCCAAAACAGGUGUGGCAGGCUGAUGACGUUUCCAGACUUAAGGCCCGCCCCUCUCCACCACCUAUAAAGAGAGAGAUUUCCAUCACCCUGAUGUCCCCAAAACCAGAAGAGUUGGACAGUGAUAAUGUUGAUGACGGUAAAGACAAGGUUUCAGAGAAGAAGGUCUCCUUUACCGACAUGGCAUCACUCACAAAAGCCCCGUCCCCGCUGCCCAAUGUUAAGAAAAAGAAAGACUCCGAGACUGACCUGCAACGACAACAACUACAACAACAACAACGGGAGGCUGAGGAGCGAGAGCUCGCCAAGCUGGAGGCACAAAAAAGAGAGGAGGAACGAAAAGCUCGGGAAAAACUUGCGGAAGAGGAGCGGGCUCGGAAACUUCGCGAGUCAAAUAACCUUCAUAAACAGCCCCUGUCACAACGGGCCCAGAACCAUGAAAACUACUAUGAGAAUACUAUGAACGCUGCGGCAGGUCACUUAUUUUCACAUACACCAAUACCAAAUGAUUCUGAAAAUGUGUCGCAGAGUAAACCUCCACAUAAACUUGAAAAAUUGCAAAACAAAAUACCAGACAACAAAGAUAUAUCAAAAGUGAAAGUUGGAAAAAAGGCGACUUACAGUAAAAGUGUAAAGCUAAAAGAAAACGAUGCCAGUACUGAAAAAAUAAAUAUUGUUGAAAAUAUUGACACUACUGCAAACAAUGAAGAUAAAGCUAAGAAUAGAAAUGUUAAAAAGAACAAGCAAGCAAAUGUGAAAAGUAAGGACAAUGUUAAGGGUCGGAGUAAGUCAACUAAGGAUGACACCGAUGGUCAUGUUAUAAAUGUGAAAAUAAGUGACAGUUUGGGUCUGGACGAUGGUGGGUCAGAUGGAGGUGUGGACAGAAAUGCAAAGAGGAGAAAAGGCAAAGCAGGAAAGCAAACCGGUGGAAAAACAGUCAAACCUGAAGUCACCAAGAAAAAGAAUGAGCAUGAAAAAUCAGAAGAGAAGUUACCGAUUGUGCAAACCCUACCUGACGUGACAAAAGAGAAGAAAGUGGAAGAGCCAGUCGUACAGCCUCAUAGUAUCAAAGAAAAACGAGAAAUCGUGAAGAAAGAGCGCCGUGAGCGGCCUUGUACAAAACACGUUGAGGAGGAGAAAAAAGAGGCACUCCCUCCCCCUCCUGACGACGCCCAGAAAAAACAGUCUUGGAUAUUUGAGACCGAAGACUUUACGGAAGAAAAGGAAGAAAAGGAAGAAUCUAUGCCAUUAGUACCCCUGGCAUCGUUAGCAGAUCUCAACCCAGAACUCAUUGCCAAGGAGAAGAAAGAAAAUAGUGAGAAAAAGAGAAAAAAAGUUCUAGCCAAGCUGAUCAGCACCGACCAUGCUGUGAAGAAGUGGAGGAAACCUGGCAAUCGUGACAGCUCAUACACAGACGAGCUGCGUCGACUCGAGCUUGCGGAAGAGCGCCGUAAGAAGCAACAGGAGAUGUUCGAGCGACUUAAGGCUCGCAAAUUAAUCACAAUGAAUGGAGAUCAGGAUGACGGCUCACCUAAGUUUGAAGAUUAUGAUGAUGAAAAUCCAGAUUCUUCAUUAUCUGAUGGAUUCCUGGCGAAAUACUGCAUUUUUACCAAGGGCAAUAUUGAGAUGUACAGACAUGCAUUUGAAGCUGUUGAUGACACAGGUAUUGGUUGGUUGGAGGGGGAGGAUGUAAUGAUUGCUCUCCGUGGAGUGAACAACAAACUAACAGAGGCAGAGGAGGAAUAUCUCUACAGGGUGCUGGAGCUGACAGGGUACCAGAUCACCCAUGGGGCCGACUUCAAGACGUUCUCUGUCCUGGCCGCCCUUUCUCAUAGAAUCUCAAUGCUAGACCAUUGGAUGAAAAACUUGAUAGGACAGAUGGACUUCAAGGCAUUAGAAAUGAAGAUGUUCAAAUGUAGAUCACUUUGGGAGUGCAAUGUUGACAAAGAGACUAACAGUAUCCCGAUAGACCAGCUGUGCGUAGACCUCCGUGCCGGGGGUGUCAGUCUCGAGCACGAGUUGGAGGUACGCGAGAAACUCUCCCACCUCCACGCACUCGACCUUCUAGACUUCCUCACCUAUGUACCAUUGUUCAUUACCAUACAUGAGGCAGUCGUGCGCAAUCCACUCGAUGAUUCUAGAACUAUUUAGCAGUCAAGUGCAAGUGGUCAUAUGUGACCUUUUGUGGAACUAACUCAGUGAUUCCAGAACUAUUAAGUAAUUAUGUGCAGCUGGACAUAGGUAUGAGUCUGGUGUCAGGUUAUACGGAACUGGCUUGAUCAUUCUUGAACUAAACUAUGUGAAACUCAUGAAAUGUGAUGUUAUUUUGUGGUUAUAUAGAGAGUUUGAUCAACCUAGAAUUAAAUAACCACUUGCAAGACGUAAAGUGUGAUGUUAUGUUGCGAUGGAGCUUCAGUAGGAGUGUGAAAUAUGGAAAAAUAAUGCAUUGCUUGUAAAAAAAAAACAUUCAAAGUCUGCAUAGGAAACACUCAUUAGUGAUGUUAUUCAAGCAUAUGUACAUUGUGUAAAACUUUCUUGGAAGAGUUUACAUGUAAAAGGUUUUAUGACCACUAGAUAACCAUGGCUGAGUCCUUGGUUUAGACGCAGGACUUUGACACAGUGACACUAUACAAUUCCUGGAAUGAUUCAACAACUUCAGGGGUUUUCAUGUCAUGGCGCUGGAUUGAAAAAAAAACAGUGGUCAAACAAAAGUAUUUGUUGUAAUGGGUAAGCUGUGAGCAAUGCCAUUUAGGUCGUAAGUCCUAAUCUGUCAGUAUCCUUAAACUGAAGUGACGAACUCCAGAUAAUCUACUCUUAGACUCCAAAAACUCUAUGUAGUGGCAUUCUUCUUGCUUUUUUUCUUCACUCGGAUCUGACUGUUUUGCAAUGAAAAUAGAUGCAAUAUUAUACACUUUAGGCUAUGAUGCUGUUAUGAUGAAGUGCAGACUAAGAAGCUGUUGUGAUAAAGUGCUGUCUUUUUAAAGCUGUCUGCAAAGUGUUCUACUGUCUGUUGAUGCACAAUUGCAAUUACUUCCCUGUAUUUAACUUCAGCAUUUGUGUUUAUAAGUUGAGAGUUGUGCCUUGGGGUUGUAAAUUCAAUGAUUCUAACAACUGUGGCAUAUAGUUAUGUUUGAAAAGUCUACAUUCUUUAAAGGGUAAUCGUUUUUGCAUCUUUUUCAUGCUGUGCACGUUUUGUGUGCUUUCUUAUGAUUCCAAAAUAUGCCUGUGAUUAUAGGCACUCUAAUUAGGGAGAGAAACUAAUUGUGAACAUGUUGCCCAUACCAGUUUAUU